AUGGCUUGCAUGGUUAACUGGAAGUCAAGAUUCAGAGAUGGAGCUGUUGAGGGUUUCCCUUGUCCUAUCCUCCAGUGUCUUGAUAAUCUAGCAGAACUUAAAAAGGGAUCAAAGUUCUGCACACGCUCGUUGCUUCGAGAAACUCUUGACUAUUCUAUUAUUGACAAAAUUCCUGGUCGCCAAAAUGACCGGAAAACUCUUCUGGGGGAAUUGAACUGGAUUUUCACUGCGGUGACUGACACCAUUGCCUGGAAUGUUCUUCCUCACGAUCUCUUUCAGAGACUGUUUAGACAAGAUUUGUUGGUUGCCAGUCUGUUCCGCAAUUUUCUACUUGCUGAGAGAAUUAUGCGUUCUGCAAACUGCUCUCCUAUCUCUCACCCUACGUUGCCACCAACCCAUCAACAUCACAUGUGGGAUGCAUGGGACAUGGCUGCUGAAAUUUGCCUCUCUCAACUUCCGCAAUUAGUUGAGGAUCCUAAUGCAGAAUUUGAGCCGAGCCCUUUUUUCACUGAACAGCUGACAGCUUUUGAGGUAUGGCUUGAUCAUGGAUCGGAACAUAAGAAACCACCAGAGCAGUUGCCCAUUGUUCUCCAGGUUUUACUCAGUCAAUGCCAUCGUUUUCGUGCAUUAGUUCUUCUCGGAAGAUUCCUUGAUAUGGGGCCAUGGGCUGUAGAUCUGGCCUUGUCUGUUGGAAUAUUCCCAUAUGUGCUAAAGCUUUUGCAGACAACCACACCGGAAGUAAGACAGAUUCUUGUUUUCAUAUGGACGAAGAUUCUGGCACUUGACAAGUCAUGUCAGGUUGAUCUCGUGAAGGAUGGAGGUCAUACAUAUUUCAUCAGGUUUCUAGAUAGUAUGGAAGCAUAUCCAGAACAACGUGCUAUGGCCGCAUUUGUUUUGGCUGUCAUUGUGGAUGGCCACAGAAGGGGCCAGGAAGCGUGCAUUGAAGCAGGUUUAAUCCAUGUGUGCUCAAAGCAUCUUCAAGGCUCUCCGAAUGAUGUGCAAACAGAACCCUUGUUUCUUCAGUGGCUUUGUUUGUGCCUUGGAAAAUUGUGGGAAGAUUUUUCUGAGGCACAAAUAAUUGGCUUGCAGGCAGAUGCCCCUGCUAUAUUUGCUCCUCUACUGUCUGAGCCCCAGCCUGAGGUUAGGGCUUCUGUUGUUUUUGCACUGGGUACCCUGCUUGACGUUGGCCUUGAUACAUGUAAAGAUGGUGUUGGAGGAGAUGAAGAAUUUGAUGAUGAUGAAAAGAUUAAAGCUGAAAUAAAUAUUAUUAGAAGCCUUUUAACUGCUGUUUCUGAUGGAAGCCCACUAGUCAGGGCAGAGGUUGCAGUAGCUUUAGCACGCUUUGCCUUUGGUCACAAGCAGCACCUGAAAUCAAUUGCUGCUGCGUAUUGGAAGCCUCAGCCUAAUUCUUUGCUGAAUUCGUUGCCUUCAUUGGCUAACAUAAAAGGUUCAGGGAGCGGGAGUAUUGUUUCUUCCCAAAUUGGUCCUUUAACAAGAGUUGGAAAUGAUAACCAAUCAGUGGUUCGAGAUGGAAGGGUCUCAACAAGCAGUCCACUUGCUACUUCUGGAAUCAUGCAUGGGUCUCCUUUAUCUGAUGAUUCGUCCCAGCUUUCUGAUUCUGGGGUAAUGAAUGAUAGUGUCAGCAAUGGAGUUAAUCAUUCAAGGCCAAGACCACUGGAUAACGCAAUUUAUUCACAGUGUGUGCUGGCUAUGUGUUCCUUAGCCAAAGAUCCAUCUCCACGGAUUGCGGUCCUUGGUCGGCGCGUUCUGUCCAUUAUUGGGAUUGAACAAGUGGUGACAAAACCUGCGAAGUCGACCAUUAGUGGUGUUCGAGCUGGUGAAGCAACAGGAGCUUCACCAACUCCAAGCUUUGCUGGGUUGGCUCGUUCAUCUUCGUGGUUUGACAUGAAUGCAGCCUGUUUAGAUAUAAAUCUGGUUGAUUUCAACCUGUCAUUGACAGGUCAGGUUCCUUUAACAUUUAGGACUCCUCCUGUCAGUCCUCCUCGACCAAGUUACUUGACAGGAAUGAGGAGAGUUUGUUCUUUAGAGUUCACGCCUCACCUGAUAAAUUCUCCAGAUUCAGGAUUAGCUAAUCCACUUUUACGCUCAGGGGCUCUGUGGGUGUGGAAUUAUGAGGAGGCUACCCUUCUCAAUGGUUUUGAGAAUCAUGAUUUUCCUGACAAAGGAAUUUCUAAGCUCUGCCUUGUCAACGAGCUUGAUGACAGCUUGCUACUUGUAGCUUCAAGUGAUGGAAAUAUUCGUAUUUGGAAAGAUUACACCGUGAAGGGUAAACAAAAGCUUGUUACUGCAUUUUCUUCUAUUCAAGGCCAUAAACCUGGUGUAAGAAGCGUGAACGCUGUGGUGGACUGGCAACAGUUAUCUGGAUAUCUGGUAGAUAUUUUACGAACGUAA
Messenger RNA from Carica papaya (papaya), 2412 nucleotides. The record is from RefSeq and is a predicted model, not a curated record. Lineage: Eukaryota; Viridiplantae; Streptophyta; Magnoliopsida; Brassicales; Caricaceae.